CAUUCAGAAGUCAAGCGCGCGCUAAUCGCCGCGUCUCGUUCGUGUGGGCCAGAAAGCGAUUGCAACAGCAGUCAAGUCAGUAGCAGCAGCCAUCGCCAUCGGUUUUACAAAGUUCUUUGGCAACACAAUUUGUGAAAUAGUUCGGGCCCGUGCAAUUUCUGUGUGCCGUUGUGGUUUUUGCAGUUUUCAGCUUGGCAGCUUUACAGUUUCCAGUGAUUUACCAACCGAUCCCCCCCAAGCCGAGAGCCAGGCCCGGCCAGCCAGCCGAUCGUUGCGGAUUUUUCAAGUUGGAUUGCUCGAUAACCUGAAUUAGCGCCGAAUUCCCAACACCGGAGCUGACCAGGUCGGACGCAUUCCGCGACUCCUGAGGGGCAAGACUUGAACCACCAAUACCAAUUGUACAAUCAGCAACUAGCACUGCAUCCUGCAAGGAUAGAAGGAUUCCACUGUCGCGAACGAACAGCAAACACUACACAGCAACACAAUGGCCUUAAUUAUGAAAUACAUCGACAGCAUAAGCAGAUACAUUGACUCACAUGGUGACUCCAGGACAAAGGACUGGCCCAUGAUGUCGUCCCCGUUCCCCACACUGGCCGUAUGCCUCACAUACGUCUACCUGGUCAAGGUAGUGGGACCUCGAUGGAUGGAGAACAGGAAGCCGCUGCACCUGCAGAACACACUAGUCAUGUACAAUGCCAUACAGGUUGUAUUCAGCGCGUGGCUCUUCUACGAGAUAGGCAUUUCCGGUUGGCUAACUGGACAUUAUAGCUUCCGAUGUCAGCCAGUCGACUAUAGUAAUAAUCCUAGAACGUUAAGGAUGGUUCAUGCGUGCUGGUGGUACUACUUCUCCAAGUUCACCGAGUUCAUGGAUACGAUUUUCUUCGUGUUGCGCAAGAAGACCAGCCAGGUUACCACGCUGCACGUCAUCCAUCACGGCUGCAUGCCCAUGUCCGUCUGGUUCGGCGUCAAGUUCACCCCGGGUGGCCACAGCACCUUCUUCGGCCUGCUCAACACAUUCGUUCACAUCGUGAUGUACACCUACUACAUGUUCUCGGCCAUGGGCCCCCAGUACCAGAAGUACCUCUGGUGGAAGAAGUACCUGACCACGCUUCAGAUGGUCCAGUUCAUCCUGAUCAUGGUGCACGCCUUCCAGCUGCUCUUCAUCGACUGCAACUACCCCAAGGCGUUUGUCUGGUGGAUCGGCAUGCAUGCCGUCAUGUUCUUCUUCCUGUUCAAUGAGUUCUACAAGGCAGCCUACAGGAGCCGCAUGAUGAAAAAGAACGGAGCGAUAGCGGCGGCCAAUGGACAUGCCAAGCCAAACGGAUACUGCAAGAGCAUCAAUGCCCACGAUGACUUGGCCAUGCCGCAGACCACGGAGGCCACUGCAUCCGCGACGCCUGUGUCGAAGGCCAACGGAAGCACUUUGACCAAUGGUCAUGCGAAUGGAACGGCCAAUGGCUACAAGCAGCUGGCCAACGGCAAUGCUGCCACGAUGACGACAGCUGCCAACGGCAGUGCGCACAAGGGCUCGAACGGCGGUCUUCUGGCGAACGGAUACGCCACCAAGCUGCUGGACGAUGCCUCGCACGAGCUGAAACAAAGGAAGACGCCGAAAUAAUAUCGGGGCAAAGCGGGGCGGCGCCAGCACAGAGCUUAGGACACGACGGCAGCGCCAGGAGCCUCCUGGGAGAGGCCGGAGCUCCAAGAGUCAUUUCCACAGGCAUACUCCACCACACACACACACACACUUCACUCGAACCAUUCACCACUCUCCACAUCGCAGACCAUCCAUCACACCAAAUUCCAUGCAAGGACACACGCGUCAGAGGGCAGGACUUGGCUGCCGAAAUCCGAAAGAGGCCAGCCCACUGACCGAAUCCAUUCACGCGGACAUACAGAUAUACAUAUGCUAAUAGUAUGCUCACCUGCAUACCUAUUGCCGCAUAUGCAAAUGUAUAGGCAUUGCGAAUGCACAUGCGCCCAUUCAUCGCUUACGUACUAUAUAAUAAAUAUGUUUUGUUGCUUCUUUUUCUUUAAACUACUUUAGUUGUACAAAGCUUACCUAUUCUAAGUGCCCCGAGCGGAUUGUAUAAACAGAAAAAAGAAAGAACCUAAACCGGCAGGAGCAAGAAACAUAAUUCAACUAAAUGGAAACAUAAACGGAAGCCCAGCAUAAACAGAUUUAACAACUAAAGCUAAUGUUGCUUACACUCGGUUUGUGUGUGAGCAUGGAAUUCAACUAUUUAAGUCUAGAGUUUAAUUUAUACAUACAUAUAUUCUUAAAAUAUAUAUAUACAGAAGCCGGCAAGUUUUGUAAAUGUAUAGAGCAAAAACAAAUGUAAUUUAAAAUUAGGCACAAUAAUUGUUAACAGAAAAACAAAAUAUAAAAGUCAAGCAAAAAUAGUGAAGAGCUAUUUUACGUUAAACAGAAGAAAAAGUAAAAACCACAAGCGAAAGUAUUCGACAAAUUUUGUGCAACGUUUCAAACUAUACAAAGAUAAACAACAAGAAUUCACAGGCUAUCAAAAUACCCAUAUAAUGUUUCAUUAAUUUAUUAUAAAUAAAUUAUGCCGCUAAACUAAAACCGAGAAAAAGGCUCGAGAUGGGUGAGUUCCUCAUCUCUAGCUAAAUAUUUAAAAACGGUGCAAGCCCCCAAAAACAAAAACAAAUCCAAGCAUCCACACAACAUGAAUAUUAAUUCAAACAAAAUACAAAAAUACAAAUAGGCGUAAACGUAAGAUCGAUCCACUUGAAACCGAGCAUUAAAAUCAGCAAAUUGUUGGAAUCAAAAAACAAAAUAGACUGUAAGUCCCCACACUCUAGGUUCUAUAGGUAUGCAAUUGCAAUACGUUUUGUAUGCGUAAUAGCCAUUUUUGUGGAGCAGCAUGUAAACAUUACCUAUGUAAUUAUUAUUAUACAAAUACAAAAAAAAAAACAACAAAACAAAAUCAUGUGUAGAAAAUUAGGUGAAAAUGGAGUGGAGCAUUUUUUCAAUAAAAACACUAAACAAAA
This is a messenger RNA of Drosophila kikkawai, 3012 nucleotides long. RefSeq names its product very long chain fatty acid elongase AAEL008004. The record is from RefSeq and is a predicted model, not a curated record. Gene Ontology annotation, molecular function: fatty acid elongase activity. Gene Ontology annotation, biological process: very long-chain fatty acid biosynthetic process; fatty acid elongation, saturated fatty acid; sphingolipid biosynthetic process. Gene Ontology annotation, cellular component: endoplasmic reticulum membrane. NCBI's taxonomy places the organism in Eukaryota, Metazoa, Arthropoda, Insecta, Diptera, Drosophilidae.